UACAAGUAUUUAUGCUUUCUAAUUAGCAGUCAAGUAAUAACCAACUCCAACACCACCACCAGUUCGUGUACAAAUCGGAACUCUUAGCUAUAGCAGCCACGCCCAUUCGGCGUUGGUGUUGAGAGCGUGCGCGCGUACAGUGGAAUUAACCGAGCUAGCUCGAAAACAUGUCGGAGAUUUCAUCGCAUAUAUUCGCACUGGACUAGACUGCAUGUAACUUUAUGUUUAUCAUCUCGAUUCUGGACUCGAUUCAGCAUAUGUGGCUCUACCAUUAUUAUGAGAACAGGACAGCCUCAGGACCUAGAUGGAACCUUCAACCUAUGAUAUACCGGUAGCUGACUCUGAGAUGUGCGAGUCAGCAACCAUGGAAUCUGGAUGUAGCAGUGAGGAAACCUUGUCGGUACUGAGAUCGUGUGACUUGGCAACUGCGAUUUUACGGGGGACGGUGAGUGAAGAGAUGCUAGAGCAAUGUGCUCAAGAGGGUCGUAUUGAUGUCCGAAACAAGGAAGGACAAACACCUCUGAUGCUGGCAUGUUUGACAGGUCUUGAGGAUGUUGUCAAGUUCUUGUUAGCAAAUGGUGCCAACCCCAACUCCAAUAAUUUAAUGAAGGGUAAUACCCCUUUGCAUUUUGCAUGCAUGAUAGAAGAAACAGAAGAAGAGGAGUACAUGCACUUAUCUAGAAGACGCUAUAUGCCAAAAAAAUGGAUUGCCACCAAGGUAUCUAUUGUGAAGCUUCUUCUGAAGUAUGGAGCAUCUGUUCAGAAGAACCUAGAUGGAUGGACUCCAGCAUGUGUAGCUGCAUGUUACAUGUUUGAGGACAUUGUUGACUUCUUCUUGUUGAUUGAUGAUGGUAGUCCUUUGGAGGACAAGAUCACAGUUUCUCAAAUACUUGGAGUUUCACAAGCUACUCUUGAUGAACCGGCUCUCAUAGCAUUUCACUAUUUCCGCAGAGCCAUAGAGUUACAACAAGAAGCAGGAGUUAUCACAGGCCAAGCUGGAACUUCUGAACUUGCAUUAUGUUUCUCGAAGCUCUCUUUGACAGAAUUUCACACAUUGGAGGAAAUCAAGUCUGAUGAAUUGUCUGAAAAUGCUUUAAAGGCCCAUGCAUUCUUGGUUGGUGAGAGACUAUUUCCCUUAAGUCUCAAGCAGAGAUACCUCUACCCGGCCCUUACAGAAUUUGCAAGUCUUUUAAUGUUCCAAGAAGACAUGGUAGAAGGAGGCUUUCAAAUAUUCUCCUGUACCCUUGGUUUUGAAAGAAGUGGAGAAUUGCAGCUAGGAACAGUACUAGGUCACAUAGCCAGUAAUUAUGAAGACCACUGUGUGUAUCAUGAUGGCAAAAAAGCACCACAACCUCUUGUUCGUCAACGUGCACAAGAUCUGCUGUGUGCCUAUGAUUCAGUAGUUAAUGGUGUAAAUGUACAUAUUGAUAGUAUGUCGGGGAUGUGUCAUUCGCUUAUAGAUAGCUUUGGUGACAUACUUUUUGCUGAAGUUUUUUCUGGCUUUGGUUUUGAUGACUUGAAAUCCACCUUGGAAGAUGUAGAGAAGUCAAUGAGGAUCAUUCAAGGUAGGGCGUUUGGGGAAAGGCAAGAUGAGUAUCUCAAGAUGCCUUCUGUAGCACACAAAAUCAUGAAACUUCUGCUGGAACUCUUAGACAGGGGAAGAUGUAUAAUAGAUAGAAGCCACCUUCUGAAGGUAAAAUUUUUGUUACUCAGGGUUCUACUCUGGGACAAUGUUUCUUACCAGGAUGUGUUACCCGACGGUGCUUCAUACGAGGAUGAGUCCGGUGGCAACACGCUGCUGCACUUCGUUGCGUACUUUACAUAUUCAGUAGAAUAUAUGGAAUGUAUUCAGGAUCUUGCGCAGGAUCUUGCCCUGGUCCUUUUACGUCACGGAUGUCCACUAGAUGCAGUGAAUGCAGUAGGCUUUACCGCCACAGACGUUUUGAGGGAUGGUAGACAUGAGGACCAGAAUAUCAAUCUCAUUCAGACAAUGGUGAGUCCACCAACCACAGUAUUACGUCUGGAGGAAGCAGCUGCCAGAGUAGUCCUGCGACACAAGAUCAACUACCAAGACGUCCUUCCUCUGACGCUGCGUGAGCUGGUGGAUGGUGGAACUGCGGAAUUAGAGUUAGAAUUAUUAAAAUUAUUACAAACAAAUGAAGAGAGCAGUGAAGACAAUGAGUAAUUUAUACUUACAAUUAAGUCAUCAAAGGUUUUUUGCAACGAUGCACUGAAGGCAAAAGGAGACAGAAACCUAGAUUGACUGAUGGAAUUAAAAACUUAACAGAUCACUCGUCUCAGCUCAUCGCAUCGCUUUAGACUGAACACUCUGGAGAACCAUCAUUAACUGGCCUGGUCACGAAAGGUCUUGUAAUAUGGAUUUCAUGUCACGAGAAAUUAGAUGAGUAAUUUUGACAGAUUUUGUUAGUUACUCUCAGAUCAAGUUCUGCAUUUUGAACCAUUUGUGCCACCAUGCAAACUCCUUUACAUUUUGAUACUUUAUGUUUUUAUGUGCCUUCUAUUACAAAUUGGUUGCUUUUUACUUUGCUUCCGAUAAGCCAUUGCUACAACUUGUUCAGUCAUUGACUCAGGGUUCAAUGAAAAUUCUGUGUAACAAUUGUCGUAAUGACACCAUAAUAUGUACAGUCCUGUGUAGGUGCGGUUUUAAAAGAAUGUAUUUGAACUUUUUAUGCCUCCGCCACCGAAGGUGGUGCCGGAGGCAUCAUGUUUUCGGGUUGUCCGUCCGUACGUCCGUCCCG
This is a messenger RNA of Strongylocentrotus purpuratus (purple sea urchin), 2759 nucleotides long. RefSeq lists its product as uncharacterized. The record is from RefSeq and is a predicted model, not a curated record. Gene Ontology annotation, cellular component: ciliary inversin compartment. Gene Ontology annotation, molecular function: protein binding. The transcript has 2 exons. Lineage: Eukaryota; Metazoa; Echinodermata; Echinoidea; Camarodonta; Strongylocentrotidae. Gene Ontology annotation, biological process: protein localization to ciliary inversin compartment. Bases 305 to 2185 code for a protein of 626 amino acids.